CUUCGAUCAAGAUAUCUUUUUGAUUGGCAUUAUUGCGACCUGCCAGCAAUAAUGCAACAUAUUCGCUUGAUUAUUUUACUAUUCGCUCUACUGCAGCUGUCAAGAGCGGACGGUGUCGAAGAUCUUAGUCAUGCUCAAGAUGAGGAAGAAUUGUCUUCGUGGGAUAAAGCAGAAAGCGAAAACAAAAUCGACAUGAAACUCGAGGACGACGUCGAGCCCGAGCAGCUCACCGAUCAAGAUGAAGAUCCACCGUAUGAAAGAAAGCUAUCACCCAGAGAGCGACUGGCUAUGGAAGAAGAAGAGCGUUGGCAGCGGACGCUAGAGGAAGUCGAGAAGCGAGAGCGUGAGGAAGCAUUACAGACAUCUGAGUCAACGCCAGAACUAGACAUCAACGAGUCGGAAUCGACCGAACAUGACCAGGGAACAACAGAAAACAACUAUCCUCCAGAGGAAGAUGAGGCUUACGCUGCAUACCUCGAACGACAGCGAAGACUGAAUGAGGAAGAGAGUGAAGCGGCCGAAGAGGACGAAGAAGUCCUACCGGUCAUCCCAGGUCUGACAGACGUCGAUUUGAUUGCGUUCAACGCCGAGUACGCGAACGAAGAGGUUCUUGACAAGAUCAUAGACUGGUCCUACGACCAGGUUGCAGAUAUGUCGCGGUACCGAGACAACUACAUUCACGUGGAGGACUUGUACCAGUUCCUGCUCAAGACGCUGAACCCGCUGGACGAGGAGAUCGACGCGGACGACGAGCAGAUCCUGACCGACGCGGUUACUGAGCUGCGCAGACAGCAAGGACUGGUGGACGACGAACAGAUCUUGUAUCGAGGCUUCAUCGCACGCGGCAUGCCGCUGCGCUUCCUGCAAUCCCUGGCUCAAGAGAUGCACCAAACGGUGCAGACGAGGCGUCUGCAGGCUAGCGCAGGUCGUGACGAGCUCUAGGCUAGAGUCUGCAUCAUGGUCAAGGCAACAAACAGCUUCAACUACCAACAUUCCUUCGUUGUGAAAUGAUUGUAUCGAACCUUUGGAUAAUGAUCUCUUGGAUAGACCACCGGAAAGAAUAAGCGACAAACUGCCG
Phytophthora nicotianae INRA-310 is the source of this 1078-nucleotide messenger RNA. RefSeq lists its product as hypothetical. Lineage: Eukaryota; Oomycota; Peronosporomycetes; Peronosporales; Peronosporaceae. The transcript is spliced from 7 exons. The record is from RefSeq and is a predicted model, not a curated record. Bases 52 to 942 code for a protein of 296 amino acids.